Molecule: messenger RNA, 2436 nt
Organism: Solea senegalensis (Senegalese sole)
Lineage: Eukaryota; Metazoa; Chordata; Actinopteri; Pleuronectiformes; Soleidae
Gene: fam110b
Product: family with sequence similarity 110 member B
Exons: 5
Coding region: 586-2139 (517 amino acids)
Source: RefSeq, a predicted model, not a curated record
GCGAGGACAGCAGCACUGCUGGCUGCGAACAGGAUGCUGUCGGGCCCUAAAGACGCACCGACCUAACGGAGAGAAACCGCUGCAGCAUCCUUUGUUUGCUGGAGCACAAUCACAAGAUUUCCAAUUCUGUGGUGAAGCUGAAGCUGCAGUCAAGAAGUGGUGGUUCCUUAUUUCCCAUCAACCUCUGCUUUUCCUCGGGCCCUGUGGAACCGCUCGUCCACGCCACUCUUUUACUUACUUUCCAUUAUCAUUCUUUUAACACUCUAUCAAUUAUUCCUGUCCAUCGUGCUUGGAUCCAAACCUAAGAGUCACAGACCAGUCAAGACGUCUCAGUAAAGACCAGUGAAGUCAGAGCUGCUGACAGAAAACCAUCGUCCUACUCACAAUGCAGUAGUGUUUGACUGCAGCACCUCUGCAGCUCUCCAGUCCAGGCUCUGUCUCAGUUGUGGGGUUUCAUCUCAUUUUAGACUUUCUCUUCUUCAUCUUUCGUCUUCAUGUUUUGGGGGUCCUCCUGUUCCCCCACCCUCUGUCAACCCCCCCGCACCUGCUGCCAUCACGGCCGGCCACCCCAGUCGCCUUGUUGCCAUGCCGACAGAGACACUGCCUCCAGACUUGCCAGAUAGCAAGGCUACUGGCUCCGCGGCGGCCUUUGGUUCUGCGGUGCCCCUCCGCAUCCUCAACAAGGGCCCGGACUACUUCAGGAGACAGGUGGAACCCAACCCAAAACGCCUCAGUGCUGUAGAGAGACUAGAAGCUGAUAAAGCCAAGUACGUCAAGAGCCAGGAAGUCAUCAAUGCCAGGCAGGAGCCAAUCAAACCGCCCGUGCUGGCCAAGCCUCCCAUCGGCCACGCCUUGCUGUCCAAGAGAGGCUCUGGAAUGAGUGGAGGUGGAAAUGGAGGAGGGAUACCUUUGAAAGCUUCCAAUAACAAUGCCAAAUCAGACACAUGUGCAACAAGCUGCGGCGGCGGCAGCAGCAAGCGGGAGAAUUUAAACCUGGAGAUCUUGAAAAAUCUGCUGAACUCAUCGUCCUCUGGAGCAGGAUCUGAAGGACGAGGAGGUGGAGCUAAAAGUGCUGUCAUGAAGAGGUCAACGGGGGGGGUGACCAGGAGCUGGGCACCGUCAGGCUGCGGUCUCCCCAACGUGGUCUCUGAUUGGCUGAAUUGUCACAGACUUGGAUCAAAUUUCCAGCACACUGGAAAUGAGAUCGGGGUCUGCGACUUGUUUGGGAGGCAUAGGAUACCGUUAACAUACCGAUCUACAACCACACUUAACGAGGAGCUACCAGACUUGGCACCUAGUCCAAGCACCUCGCAUUCUCUGCGCUCCUUCUCCCGCUCCCUGAAGGUCCCACCAGUCAACAGUGGGGGGCGUCGUAGUCCACAGCAGGGAGGAAACCUCAACCUCAGCAGACGAGUCUUGGAUGAAAGAGGAGGUGACGGAGGAGCUGUUGGACGCUCUCGCUCUCCCCUGCCGCCUCUACUCACCUCCCACUCCUCCUCUGACCUCCUGCGACUGUGCAAUGGCAAACCUCUUCGUGCGGCUCGAUCCAGCAGCUCAUCGGCUCCGCCCCUCCCUCCGAAACCCAACCCAGCUUCUCUCCCUCCCCCUGCUCUUUCCUUGUCACUGCCUCCCCCUCGGCCAACUCCAUCCCCUGCUCCCUGUGAUAACGCCACCCCUCAGUUGCUACCUUGUGAUUUCGCGGAGCCUUCCAGUGCCUCCAUCGAUCCCAGCGUGGAGCUGGAUCUCGGGCCGUCCACGGCUCGUCGCUCCUCGCUGCACAGAUCAAAAUCGGACCUGUCAGACCGAUACGCCCGGGCCGGGGCGGACGUGGAACGCUUUUUUAACUACUGCGGCCUCGACCCUGAGGAGCUGGAGGCCGUCAGUCCGGAGAACUUUGCUCGAGCCAACUCGGACAUUGUCAGCCUGAACUUCCGAUCGGCUUCGAUGAUCUCGUCUGAGUGCGAUCGGUCACGGCGAUCCUCCAACGAUGCCGUGUCAGACGGGGAGGCGGAGGACGAGGAGGAGGCCGGGGAGCGCGUUCCCUACGGUAUCUCAGCCGUGGAGAGAAACGCACGAGUCAUCAAGUGGCUGUACAGCAUCAAACAGGCAAGAGAGACUCAGAAAGUGUCGCAUGUUUAAGGAGAGCACGACAGACGAAUGGACAGAUGGAUGUUUUCACAGUCAACAUGAAGAUAAACUGAAAUUUACUGACAAAUAAAAUAAAACCAACAGCUGGGUGAGUGGUUUAACAAAGCUAGAUAAGAAAACAGACGGGUUUUAGUUUUAAAAAAUAAACCAAUGAAAAUAACUAAUCCUCCGAAUAACACUGAGAAGAAUGGAUGGAUUGGAACAACAGAACUUAGUGUCGGGUUGUUUUGAAGAAUAAGUAAAACUGUCACUCUGUCCAUGAACCCAUAAAGCACCUGCUUCACAACA